Vigna unguiculata (cowpea) is the source of this 746-nucleotide messenger RNA. Its product is annotated as protein SPIRAL1-like 1. Gene Ontology annotation, cellular component: cortical microtubule, transverse to long axis. The record is from RefSeq and is a predicted model, not a curated record. Gene Ontology annotation, biological process: cortical microtubule organization. Lineage: Eukaryota; Viridiplantae; Streptophyta; Magnoliopsida; Fabales; Fabaceae.
GUUGGCUCCUUUAUAAAUAUCUGUUUCACAUAGCUGUUACAAAGUGUGCCUCGCUUCUAACGUCACCGACUCGGUUGCCAUCAGCGAGUGAGUGGUCUCAGCAUCAACAAAGACUCAGCAAACAGAGGAAAAAUGGGUCGUGGUGUGAGUGCUGGUGGUGGUCAGAGUUCCUUGGGUUACCUCUUCGGCAGUGGAGAGCCUGCCAGCAAUGUUCAAAGUGCUAACCAGCCUGCAAGUGGUGCACGCACUCAAAAUGCACCAGCACCGGCACCAGCACCAGCACCAGCAACUAGUGCUCCUUCACCACCAGUUGAAAAGCAGCUAAGUCCAGCACCAGUUGAAAAGCAAAUUCCUGCUGGAAUUCCUGGAAGUCUCAAAAACAAUUACCAUCGUGCUGAUGGCCAAAACUGUGGCAACUUUCUCACUGAUCGGCCAUCUACCAAGGUUCAUGCUGCUCCAGGUGGUGGAUCUUCCUUGGGAUACCUCUUUGGUGGUCCUCCAGGGAACUAAUUAAUUCAUGGCUGUGGUUGAAAUCUACCAUGUGAUGAUGUAUACUAUCAUGUGUAAAAUAGAUAGUGUUGUCAUUGCUUUAUGUUUAGACCAGUCAAAACUUUCUUCUUCUUCUUCUUCUCUUGACAAUGUUGCUUUGUUGUUCUGUGCUAUUGUGUGGGUUUCAAUUAAGGAGUUUACUGUGCUAAUGAUCUAAAGUUCUAUUAUGAAAUCAAGUUCAAAUUUUAUAGUGGUUU